AUGCUCGGUGGGUGGGUACGACGGGGCGUCGAGGCAGUGCCUCAGCUCCGUGGAGUGCUACGACCCGAAGAUGAAUCGGUGGUCCCUCGUGGCGGAGAUGUCUGCGAGGCGCAGUGGAGCCAGUCAGAGAGGUGGAUUUUUUCUCUGCGGCCAGGUGUCGGAGUGCUGGAGGGGCAGCUGUACGCCGUCGGGGGUCACGACGGGCCCCUGGUGCGCAAGAGCGUCGAGACUUACAACCCGGACACCAACAUGUGGGCUCCCGUUGCCGACAUGGCGUUGUGUCGACGCAACGCAGGUGUGCUUAGAGUGGGUGGGUACGACGGGGCGUCGAGGCAGUGCCUCAGCUCCGUGGAGUGCUACGACCCGAAGAUGAAUCGGUGGUCCCUCGUGGCGGAGAUGUCUGCGAGGCGCAGUGGAGCCAGUGUCGGAGUGCUGGAGGGGCAGCUGUACGCCGUCGGGGGUCACGACGGGCCCCUGGUGCGCAAGAGCGUCGAGACUUACAACCCGGACACCAACAUGUGGGCUCCCGUUGCCGACAUGGCGUUGUGUCGACGCAACGCAGGAGUCGUAUCCUUGGGAGGACUCCUGUACGUGGUUGGAGGGGACGACGGAUCCUCGAAUCUUCCUUCUGUGGAAGUGUACAAUCCCAAGACGAAUGCUUGGAACUUGCUUCCAUCCCAGAUGGGCACCGGGCGCAGCUACGCAGGGGUGGCCAUCAUCGACAAGCCGCUCUGAAUACGGCGACGGCCCGACUGGGUCGUGCCGACGUCGCUGCGUUGACGAGCCGUCAGAUUCCCGACCGGUAUCGGUGGUGCUGUCGUGGCCUUCAUUGACUAACCAAUCUGGCAACGACUGGAUGCGGUCACACGAUUGUUGAUAUCUGUGACGAGCUCGCUCGAUGACACCAAGACCCGUUUAUGCUGGCAUCACCAUCAACAGCUGUGUCUGAUACCAAUUGGAUCGAGCAAUGCCACGUGGUGGAUCUUGCUCCCUCGAUGGGCUGGACCCAACCGUGCCAGGAAUACCCGUUUGAUAUGUCUCACCACCUUUGUGGCUGUAGAUGUGAAUGUGAUAGAGACCAGCCAUAGAGAGUCUGCGUUUUUUUUUUUUCUCUAAGCAAUUUCCUUUUGCAAGUUCAUGUUACAAUCUUUGUGACAAGAUGGGAAAAGUUUGCAUGAAGCCAGCGUAAGCUGAGUAUGCAGUUAAAGCUCAUCAUAACAAAGACUUAUGGCAUUUUUGCUUAUACUUUCUCAAAGAUUGCAGCUUAGGCAUGGUAUUUUUUCCUCCCUGGAGAGAGAGAGUGCAUUUAACAUUCAUCUUGGAUUCAUGCCACCGUUUCCUUUCUUAGAAUCCGAGUGAAUCUUUUCGACAUGUGAUAGGGAUAUAUUUUUCCAAUAAUGAAGUUUUUAGCUGAAA
Messenger RNA from Darwinula stevensoni, 1416 nucleotides. Lineage: Eukaryota; Metazoa; Arthropoda; Ostracoda; Podocopida; Darwinulidae. The record is from the annotation of a GenBank genome assembly.